AUGCAUCACCGACUGUGGUUAUGUUUUCUUUGGACUUGUACCGUCGUCAAUGUUCUCCAUGCUGAGAACAAUUUAGCUGAUAAAGUUCAACAGUUAACUGAUUGGUCAUCGAAGAACUCGUUGAUUCGUUUGAAUAGUGAACGGUUCAAACAUUUCGUUCGAACACCGCCGAAAAACUAUUCGAUGAUUAUCAUGUUGACAGCGUUAUCACCACAACGACAAUGCGGAGUGUGCAAACAUGCACAUGAUGAAUUUCAAGUUGUGGCACAAAGCUACCGCUAUUCAAAGGCAUUUUCAAACAAACUCUUCUUUGCAAUGGUUGAUUUCGAUGAAGGUGCAGAAGUUUUUCAAUAUUUGAAACUCAACUCGGCACCAGUCUUUAUUCAUUUCCCGCCGAAAACCAAACCAAAAAAAGGCGAUCAGUUGGACUUGAACCGGCGUGGAUUUUCUGCUGAGCACUUAACAAAAUGGGUUCAAGAUCGUACCGAAAUUCGAAUUGAAAUCUAUCGUCCACCGGAUUACUCGGGAAUUCUCAUCAGCGGCUUCGCUUUGGCAAUGAUCGCUGCUUUACUCUAUCUUAAACGAGAUAGUCUCACAUUUUUGUAUAACAACCUCAUUUGGGGAGUAUUCGUUAUUCUCGCUAUUUUAACUUUUGUCUCGGGACAAAUGUGGAACAAUAUUCAUGGUUCAACAUUUGCUAAUCACGACCAAAAAACAGGACACACUGGUGUUGUGUGCUAUUUCAUAUCCGGACAAACCUGGAAUCAUAUAAAUGGACCUCCAUUUAUGAAUACACGAAAAGAUGCUACGGAAUUCUUUGCCAAUGAUUCACAAAUGCAAUAUGUUGCCGAAACAUACGUAGAAUAUAUCAGCCGCAAUUCAGGUCAUCAGUAUAUCAUGGAGACUUAUAUCGUCUUCUUACUCUAUUUCGGAGUUAGUGUUGGCAUGAUCCUGUUAAAUGAAGCACCGAAAAUACAAUCGAAAAAAGGAAAACGCAGAAGCGUUAUGGCGUUUAUUGGUCUUAUUAUUGUCAUCUCGUUAUUCAGUUAUAUUCUUUCUGUUUUUCGAUCAAAAUAUCACGGUUAUCCAUACAGUUUUUUGCUCAAAUAA
Messenger RNA from Adineta ricciae, 1110 nucleotides. The record is from the annotation of a GenBank genome assembly. Lineage: Eukaryota; Metazoa; Rotifera; Eurotatoria; Adinetida; Adinetidae.